Messenger RNA from Cotesia glomerata, 3842 nucleotides. RefSeq lists its product as uncharacterized. The record is from RefSeq and is a predicted model, not a curated record. The coding region runs from base 335 to 3619 and encodes 1094 amino acids. The transcript has 2 exons. NCBI's taxonomy places the organism in Eukaryota, Metazoa, Arthropoda, Insecta, Hymenoptera, Braconidae.
UCUUGCACGCUCAGGUUCAGCCGGAACGUGAUACUUUUUAGUGCGCGCAGCCGGUGUUUAUCGAUUUAUUAGACGUUAUAACGUCAAAAAAAUUGGUUAUUAUUUACAAGUGGGGUUAACCCCAUUUUGUCUUAUGUUUGGCCAUAGAAAAUUUUGAAGCCAUUAUUUGCAACAAGUGUUGAAUACGAAACAACGUGUUUUGUGUUUUUUUUUCUAAAAUUUAAUAAGAUUUAAUUGAUUUCCUUCAUAAUUUUCAGUCUGAUUUCAUUUUGUUCACCUCAAUAAACUGUUUUUCUCAAAGCAGCGGCAAAAAAGAACCGCUUACAAUCACACCAUGGCAGACCAACCUGACGAACCUAUGGAUGUCAUAGUUCUGCCACCACGAAUAUCGAAGGCACAGAAACAACGUGAGUACAGACAGCGUAUAGCAGCAUCCAGAACUUCUGCACAGGUGAUAGCUGCGAGGAAAUCGGAUGCCGAAAGACAGCGCAACCGCAGACUACGGAAAGCUGCUAACUUGGCUCGUAUCAGUAGUUCAUUGGAAUCGACUACUGCAUUAUCUUCUCAUUCAGGGGCAAGGUCAAACGACGUCCAAACUAGUGCUCAACGACAGCUCACACACCAACAACGUCGAACUUCAGCAGCAGAACCAGCACAAAUCACUGUUCAACCAGGUACUUCUUCUGAUCAAAUUGAAGUACAACAGGCACAAUCUACUUGGAACACCAAAUGGGCAUACUCGAUCAUGAGAUUUAAAUCAACUUUUCUAGACAACGAUUUUGGCUACGCUUGUUCGGUUUGCGACAGAUUGUGGUUCAAGAACGAACUCAAACCCAUCACUGCGGCACAGCUAGAGGUGAUCUCGAAAUGGUUCAUCAAAGAAAAUCGACUACUGUGCAGAGAAGAAUAUGAAAUAGUUUGCAACACUUGUAAACGUUCACUGAACAAAAAAUCUAUGCCGCCCCUAGCAAAAGUUAAUGGAUUCUCAUAUCCGGACAAACCACCAGGUCUACCACCGUUGGAUCCCAUCAGUGAACGAUCGAUAUCGCCACGUCUGCCAUUUAUGCAAGUGCGUCGUCUGCAGCAUGAUUUUUCAUAUGGAAUCAUAGGGCAAGUGAUUAACGUACCAGUAGACGUACAACAGAUGGUAACAUGUUUGCCGCGCCAAUUAAAUGAGCACGACGUCAUCAAUGUUAACAUCAAGCGAAACCUUGCCCACAAAUUGGUCUACAUCAACGAAUACAUGUCCAAAAGUACAAUCAGUGCGUGGCUAACUGUACUGCAGGAGUCUCCAUUAUAUAACAUGUACGAAAUCGACGUGGAUUUGUCGAGACUGCAUCCUACUGUGCCGUUUCUUGAUGACAUACAGGAUGAUCCGUCCGACCGUAUAGAAAACAUCUCUGCUGAAAACACACCUGAAUCUGAGAUUCUCGCUUCAAGACAACAUACCGUGAUGUGGAAUGAAGAAGAUUGUCUCAAUAACGCACUAGGACAUCAGGAAAUCAUUUAUGAUCGUCAUGCAGAAGAAUUGUCGUUUCCAUCGAUAUAUUUCGGAGAGCCACGUCAAUUCAACAUGGGAAUUUCAGUAACACCUUAUAUGAUAGCGAGCAGUGAAAUACGACGCCGUGACAGACGCGGAGCCACGCCUCAAAAAAUCUUGUACGUUGCAAUCAGAAUAUUGCGGCUGCGUAUGUUGAAUGGAAUUUACAGCACGUUUCGCAAUGUUCCGGUCACGGAUAAUGUGACGCGACAUAUGUUAGAGGACACAGAAUUUCUGAAAGAAUAUGUCAUACAAAACCUCGCAUUUAUGAAGACAGUACCAAACUCCGUCCAAUACUGGGCCUCUCGCAAACGAGACCUCUUUGCAAUGAUUCGUCAACUUGGUAAACCAACUGCCUUCCUUACUAUAAGUGCCAAUGAAAUACGCUGGAUGAAACUGCUCACUAUACUUCUCAAACUGAGCAAAAAAUAUCCUGAAAAAACAGCAAAAGAUCUCAACACUUCUGAGCGCUGUACUUUAGUAAGCGACGAUCCUGUUACGUGCUGUAUAUACUUCUACAAGCUCGUUGGUUCCUUGAUGAAAAUGCUGAAAUCUAAACAGUCUUACAAUCCGUUCGGCAAGUAUUUCGUUAAAGAUUACUUCCUUCGUAUUGAGUUCCAGCAUCAAGGAAGCCCAAACGCACAUAUUUUAUUGUGGUUGAACGACGACCCACGUGAGACUGUGUCGGAAAAUAUGCCAAGAACCAUCAAUCUCAUGGAAAAAUUAAGUUCGGUUGCUCGAGAUGAUGUGCCAAACAAUUCUGUCUACACCAACCAGAUACACAAACAUACUUUCACUUGCACAAAGCGAGGCGAGACAACUUGCAGAUUUGGGAUCCCGUACUGGCCUAUGAUCACGACCCGUGUACUGAUUCCGAUGCCUCAAUCUGAUGGACGCCGUCAAACGCUACAACAGAAGGCCAAGGAGCUGCGUGCCUCUCUCGGUGAACGUCGUUACACAUGCAUGGAUGAGUUUCUUAAUGCUAAUGAUUUGACUUACGUUUCAUACCUCGACGUUGUGCGUUCAACGUUGCGGAGAGCGACUCUGGUGUUGAAACGAAAUUUCGACGAACUUAUGACAAACACGUUCAAUCCGUACCUUGCCGGCGAAGUCAACUCUAACAUCGACAUUCAGUUCAUCUUGGAUGAGUACAGCUGCGCAGAGUAUGUCUCAGAGUAUGUAAAUAAAUCAGUCCGUGAAAUGAGUAACCUACGUCGUGAGCUUACCACGAUGAUGCAAGAGCAUCCCGAUCAGAACUACACAGGCCAAUUGAAAACGUUAAGUAUCAAACUGCUUAACUCAGUUGAGAUGUCAGCGCAAGAAGCAGCAUGGUAUCUACUACGACAACCAAUGGGUGAGGCAAGUCGUCAAAUUGUGUACAUCCCAACGGUGUUGCCGACAGAAAGACAAUGCCGCCGCAAGCGUCGUCAACAAAUGGAUCGCGAAGGCAUCGAUGGAGACAGCACUGAUGUUUGGACCAAAAACAUAAUACAGCGAUAUGAAGAACGACCUGCAUCUUUAGAACAAGUGUAUUUGGCUGAGUUUGCUUCGUGGUAUGCUAACGCUAGUGAUUUCGUUGACGAAGAAGACGACGUGUACGUGGAUGACGAUGAAGAUUCUGAAGAAGCUGUACCUGAAGCGAGGACGUCGAAAGCACCAAAAGAAUAUCGCAGACGACUGCUCGGACGAGUCAUACGAUACAGACGCUACGAUAUUGAUGAAACUGAAGAUUAUAAACGAGAGAUGGUUCUACUUUACGUACAGUUUCGCAACGAAAUGUCAGAGAUUGUUGAUCAAAAUAAAUUUUUGCAAUUAUUUGACGACAACAAACACACCAUCAUGGAACGCCAUAGCCUAUUCGAGACGAACUUAAACAUUGAAAACGCCAUGAAGGAACUUGAAGCGAUGACGAUUUUGCAAAAUGAUAAUAACAGCAAUUUGCAAGAAAAAGAAUCAAGAGCAGUGUAUGUCCAACAAUUGCUAAGAAAAGAUGGUGCCGAGAACGUCGAUGAUGUUAACCAAAUCGUCCCCCGACAAGAAUUCUCGAUUGUGAAGAAACGCAGUAUAGCGAGUUGCUAAGAACGACCAACCCAGAACAACGGGAGAUCAUUCUUGAGCUCAUACAUCGAUUAAAUGGUUGUAGAGAUGACACUUUUGAAACGCUACAAAUAUUCUUCACGGGUCCCGCGGACUGUAGAAAAAACUCUUAUCUACGGAGAAUUUCCAAGCGUACAGAAACAUGUUCGUUGGCGUCAAAGCUGUUUUCGUGGACGAGAUCAGUAUGUUAAGUUCAGCUACUCUC